Molecule: messenger RNA, 434 nt
Organism: Bactrocera dorsalis (oriental fruit fly)
Lineage: Eukaryota; Metazoa; Arthropoda; Insecta; Diptera; Tephritidae
Product: protein transport protein Sec61 gamma-2 subunit
Exons: 2
Coding region: 69-275 (68 amino acids)
Biological process (GO): protein targeting; post-translational protein targeting to membrane, translocation
Cellular component (GO): membrane; Ssh1 translocon complex
Molecular function (GO): transmembrane protein transporter activity
Source: RefSeq, a predicted model, not a curated record
AUAUUAGAAUUGCACGUUUACUUGUCAUUUGUGCAUUACCCGCCUAACAUAAAAAAUUAUUGGUUAUCAUGGAUAAAGUAGUUAAAUUCUGCGAACCUGGUCGUGCCUUCGCCAAGGACUCCAUUCGUUUAGUGAAACGUUGCACCAAGCCUGAUCGCAAAGAAUUCCAAAAGAUCGCCAUUGCCACCGCUAUUGGUUUCUGUAUCAUGGGCUUCAUUGGUUUCUUCGUGAAACUAAUUCACAUCCCCAUCAACAACAUCAUUGUGGGCUCAUAAAUUGCACGGCGGCUGCAUCAGCUGUAUUAUUUCGUACAUUCAUACUUAUCUAACGAUAGUUAAUUUACAUUUACUCAAAUUUUGUUUGUAUAAAACAUUGAAAUGAGUUUAUUUUUCAUUUAGCAAUAAGAGAUUAAAUAUUUGCUUGUGCAGAGAUUA